GCUCCCGGGAGGAAAGCGCCGUAAUUGCACACUCUUGUUCCUCAGUGGGAGAAAAGCUGCAGUUUCUGUUGUUGGAGCGUGGUUUCAGGCUGGACAUCUGUCGCUGGAGGGGUUUUUCCCUCCCCUCUCCCUAACUCUCUCCUCCCAGCUCUUUGAAUGGAGCCAGUGACCUGCCAGUCUUGACUGAUCGGGCCCAUGUGUGGGAAAAUCCUGCAGGCAAAGAGUUGGGAGCAUUCACAUGGUAAUUUCGUCCUAUAAAAAAAAAGAGGGUCGAGCCUCGCCGAGGACUCUGGAGACCAGAUCUGGAGGAGAGCAGGAAGGACGAACAUGACUGCCUGCUCUGUGGCGCACGACGUGGAUAAACAUCCCACUGCCAAAGAGGAGAGAAAGCUGAGGAAGCCGCUCAUCGAGAGGAAACGACGGGAGAGGAUCAACAACUGUCUGGAUCAGCUGAAGGAGACGGUGAUCGGAGCGUUCAGGCUUGAUCAAUCCAAACUGGAGAAAGCUGAUAUCCUGGAGAUGACAGUGAAACACCUGCAGAACAUUCAGAACACCCAAAUCCACGAUCCAACCCUCGGCCUGGAGGCCCAGCAGCGAUACAGCACGGGGUACAUCCAGUGCAUGCACGAGGUCCACAACAUGCUCCUCACCUGCGACUGGAUGGACAAAACCCUGGGCUCCAGGCUGCUCAAUCAUCUUCUCAAGUCGCUGCCCAGGUCCUCCUCCGGCGAGUGCCAGCCCAGGCACGAUGCCCCUCUGCGACCCCUGCCAGCCUCGCCCCUCAGAGGAGGCUCCAAAAGGCCGCCGCCUCAGCAGGAGAGGCCGGAGCUUCACAGCAGUCGUCUGGGGAUGAUGGAGAUGUGGAGACCCUGGUGAAAAGACGGCGGUUAUUGGUCUUGUUAGCUCGUCCGACGUUAUGUAUCUUAUAGAUAUGCUGCUCUGAAGACAAAGAAGUGGGGCCUUUUUGUUCCAGUGACCAUAGGUGUGCUCUGAUGACUCUAUUCAAACCUUUCCUCCGUACUUCCCUUAAGAAGUUGACCUCCUGUAGCCUGAAUUGUAGAAGGCUUUUAUUAAUUCUUCCGCUAUUUAUUGUAUUAACAACUGUAUUUAUUUGAUCUGAUAGAGCUUGUAAUUGUACCUUAGAGACUAUACUUGCUAUUACUAUCAUUUCCUUCUUCCAGAAUAAUUAACCUUUGAGAAUUUAUUAUCGUGAAAUAAAGAUAACACAUUUGUAA
Oryzias melastigma (Indian medaka) is the source of this 1235-nucleotide messenger RNA. It is a transcript of the gene her8.2, whose product is annotated as hairy-related 8.2. NCBI's taxonomy places the organism in Eukaryota, Metazoa, Chordata, Actinopteri, Beloniformes, Adrianichthyidae. Gene Ontology annotation, biological process: regulation of neurogenesis; regulation of transcription by RNA polymerase II; anterior/posterior pattern specification. The coding region runs from base 328 to 876 and encodes 182 amino acids. The record is from RefSeq and is a predicted model, not a curated record. The transcript has 4 exons. Gene Ontology annotation, molecular function: DNA-binding transcription factor activity, RNA polymerase II-specific; protein dimerization activity; RNA polymerase II cis-regulatory region sequence-specific DNA binding. Gene Ontology annotation, cellular component: nucleus.